Molecule: messenger RNA, 2968 nt
Organism: Purpureocillium takamizusanense
Lineage: Eukaryota; Fungi; Ascomycota; Sordariomycetes; Hypocreales; Ophiocordycipitaceae
Exons: 1
Coding region: 885-2531 (548 amino acids)
Source: RefSeq, a predicted model, not a curated record
CUUCAUUCUCCCGACACCUCACUUUAAAUAAAAGGGGAGCAGAGAGUCUCACGGCUGGCGAAUGUCGCACCCGGCCCGCGUCUUGCAACGGCCCGCCUGUCCCGGGCCCUGAUCAGCGAGCCGACUCGCUGACUGACUUAAGUGACUGUCUGCCUCGCUCCGUCGAUCAAUCAUGGUCAUCCUGCUGGCCGCGCCUCGUCUCGUCGACUUCACCAGCCGCUUCAUGGCUGAUACCAUCGGUUGCGCCGCCCGUCCGUUGCCGUCACCCUGUGCUUGAUCGCGUGCUGCGAGCGCGCGCUCUCUCUCUCGUCGUCCCCGGCACAGCACAAGAUGAGAGUGCAUGUGCAUCCGUGCCUGCUCUUAUGCGCGGCUGUCCUGCUGGCAGACUCCGUAUCUGCAGCGGAAACCCAACUGCCACCUCGAGGUGCGUUCGGACCGCGGGUUGCGCCCGUCGUUUGCCACGAACCGGUGGCCAUUGCGCCCGUUGGUUGUCGCUGGCGUCAUGCCAGCCCGGCGUUGUUGGUUGCUGAUCCCGUUCUCGCCGCCCUUUAGGUCUCAACCGUCGCCAUCAGCCAAUCUUCCCCUCCUCCAACAGCAGCAGCAGCACCUCGGCCACCGCAUCUACAUGGCCUCCGUCGGCUCUAACGUCCUUGACAUCGACGGAGCCGCAGGAUGUCAGUCGACAAGGCCCAUCAUCCUCCCCCACAAGCUCAUCGAGCUCCAAUGUGGACGCCAAUCCCGCACCACCAUCACCAUCAACCCGUUCCACAUGGCCACCCACAGUAUUGCCGGCUAGCAGUCUCACGUCGGACCAGCUCACCAAUGCUUCCGCAUCCAGCAGCGCUUCGGGCCCGGCGACACCUGGGUCGCCGAGCUCGCUGUCGAUGACGACCCCAUUACGCGGUAACCGGACUCACACGACGACUUCCUCGUCGACGCAGCCAAGCAAUGCUACCCUCACCAUUUCGACGUCGAGAUCACACAACCGCACCACUACUCGCCCUCGCGGUCCCGUCGUCUCCAUCACGAUCGACUGUCCAGCAACCGUCAACCCGUCUGACUGCACGGGGAGGGGCUACUUGACCGUCAAUUAUACGAGAAGUGACCCUGCACCAACCAAGAAGUGCACGCCAAUCUCGGCGGGCAGCAGGCCACUCACCGAAUUCUCCGUGGUCUACACCUCCACUGUCACCUUUUACGGAAACAGGUCUGACUACACGCCGCCAUAUGAGCCCAUACGAACUCCAAAAUACUGCACGCCCACCAUUGUCCCCGCUGUUCCACCGGCCUUCAGCGUAAGUCCGAAGAUUCUCCCGCCGGGUACCGAGGUUUCGAGCCAUGGGAACGACCAAGCCCAUCCAUCUACCUUCCCUGACCUCAUCACAUUCAUUACAACGGACAAAAACCCGUCUGUUGUGUACCCAUCCGAUCCUGUUCCGAACUACAGCCCUACAUGGGGUCAGGUUGGAGACGGUGGCCCCGGCGAUGGUAGUCACAAAACCGUCGGGAGAGGCGGGAAUGGCGGCGGUGACCCUCAUAAAACUCCUGAUGCCGAUAGCAUCACCGCUACGCCGCACCCGACGUUCAAGAUCACGGCUGGCAGCACACAAGUGGUCAUCAAUGAGAAGACUUUCGCGGGCCUCGGCCCGGACCAAACCAGCCUUGUGACCGUGGAUGGCGGUACGUUUACAAUUUAUCCGAACGCCGUCGUCGGCGAGGGUGCCACCGUUCGGAAACCCCCCGCCCCUGGUACAGCAGUCUCGGUGCCAACGCCAACGGCCGCCGUUGUCGGCGGCUUGCCUGUCACCUUGUCGGGUUCCCAAGCCAUUGUUGGUGGGGCCACCAUGACGAUACCAGAAACUGCCAGUACUACUGUCAUCGAUGGUCACUCUAUCUCAAUCGGUCCAGGUAGCUUAGUUGUGGGAGGCCAAAGCCUCUCCUUCAAACACGUCAUGCUGCCCCGAGAGACGGACGUCGUGGUGAGCGGAGGAGAGCUCCUCACUGCCAUUGGGCGCAGCGUGGUUGUCGUUCACUCCACGACAUUUACGUAUGGUCCCGGUAUCCCGGGAACUUCACAGAUCAUACAUGAUGACACCAUCUCGAUCGGGCCGUCGGGCGUCAUCGUGCACGGUACACUGAUCGGCGGACAAUCCGCGAGCCCGACCACGACAUCGUACGAGAUCGUAGGAGGUGCCUCCAUCACACGAAUCGCUCCAUCCCUUGCCGUCAUCAACGGCAAGACCUUUACCGUCGGGCCGGGGACCGAAUGGACGACAACAGUCAUAGCUGGCCAGACUUGGACCAUAGGUCCGACGGGCGUGGUGGGCGCGUCCAUGACUUUUAGGUAUCCCUUCGGCACAGCCGUCACCACGACGAUUUCACCGACAGGCACGUGGCUAAGCGACUUCCCGAUCGAGACGGCCGGACAGAAUAGGGGCGAAGACGACAACUCAGGGAGGUCAUUGCGGCCUAACUCCUUGGCUGGAUGGACAGUGUUUUGCAUAGCGAUUGGCGUUUGGGUCUUGGCAUAAGUGAAAAUGCGUUUUGCAUACUUUCUUUUGGGCGGGAUAGGGAUGGUGCCCCCCGGGUGUUCUUAGACGAUGGACUUGUCGCGGAUUGCAUCUGGGUGAGCCAGCGGCUCUGACUUAUAUUCAUAUUGUGAGAGGAGGACGGGAGUGGCAAUCCCGCCGCUUAUCAAGAUGCUAAGCGCUCCUGUUAGGCUUUUAUCAGGCAUAUUGUAUCUGGUAAGCGACCCGCAGCGCUAGGCAAGCGCGUCGUGGCUUCGUAGGGUGCCUCGGCUCAGCGACGUAAGAAGAGGGAAGACAAGAUAAUCUCAAGACCGCGCUCCCACCACAACACACCCCCUGGACACUACGUCACAUUGGCGAUGAAGUGACUGGCAAGCCGGCUGCGAGUGAGCUAUAGAAGAUACAUCUGCUUGGAAAAUUAUAUCUGAGGCUAUCAAGUG